AGAAGAAGAAGAAGACACCGGUUAAGAAGGAUUCACGUCAGCACAGGGAAAUAAAACGACUGUUGACUGUUCACAAUGAUGGAGGAUGAAGAAUUAGAGUUUGUGGAAGAUUUGGAGGCGAUAUUACACCUUACUCCAGAAGUGCAGCUGGCCAUUGAGCAGGUUUUCCCCAGCCAAGACCCUUUGGAUCGAGCCGACUUCAAUGCUGUUGAAUACAUUAAUACAUUGUUUCCAACAGAACAGUCUUUGGCGAAUAUAGAUGAAGUGGUGAAUAACAUUCGACUUAAAAUCAGACGGUUGGAUGACAACAUCAGGACAGUAGUGAGGGGACAGACUAAUGUGGGGCAAGAUGGCAGACAGGUGCUGGAGGAGGCCCAGAAAGCCAUCCAGCAACUCUUUGGCAAAAUCAAAGACAUCAAAGACAAAGCGGAGAAAUCGGAGCAAAUGGUGAAAGAGAUCACGCGGGACAUCAAGCAGUUGGACCACGCAAAGCGUCACCUGACCACCUCUAUAACCACCCUCAAUCACCUGCAUAUGCUGGCUGGCGGUGUGGACUCCCUUGAAGCUAUGACUCGAAAAAGGCAGUAUGGGGAGGUGGCCAAUCUCCUUCAGGGUGUAGUCAACGUCCUCGAGCACUUCCAGAAGUACAUGGGCAUUCCCCAGAUACGCCAGCUCUCAGAGAGAGUUAAAGCUGCACAGAGCGAGCUUGGCACGCAGAUACUGGCCGAUUUCGAAGAGGCUUUUCCUGCCCAAGGGUCAAAGAAAUCUGGAGGUCCCAGCAUUGUUCUCAAAGAUGCCUGCUUGGUGGCGAAUGUCCUGGAUCCUCGAAUUAAGCAGGAGAUCAUCAAAAAGUUCAUCAGGCAGCACCUUUCAGAAUACUUAGUGCUCUUCCAAGAAAACCAGGAUGUGGCGUGGCUCGACAAGAUAGAUCGGCGCUAUGCGUGGAUCAAGCGUCAGCUUGUGGACUAUGAAGAGAAGUAUGGGCGAAUGUUCCCGGAGGAGUGGUGCAUGACCGAACGCAUCUCUGUAGAGUUCUGUCAUAUCACCAGAACCGAGCUGGCCAAGCUGAUGCGAACCCGUGCCAGGGAGAUCGAGGUCAAGCUUUUGCUCUUCGCUAUUCAGAGGACCACCAAUUUCGAGGGACUGCUGGCUAAGCGCUUCUCGGGCUGCACCUUAAACGACGGGCCUGGGCAGAAAAAACCUGAGACGCCUUUAGAACCAACAAACCCCUUUUUAGAAGACGAGGACAACGUAUCAGAAAAGGAUGAAGAUUUGGAUAGACCAAAGAAGACGAAGGCUCCAGACAACCCCUUCCACGGCAUUGUGUCCAAGUGCUUUGAGCCUCAUCUCUACGUUUACAUCGAGUCGCAGGAUAAAAAUCUUGGCGAGCUGAUCGACCGUUUUGUUGCUGAUUUCCGGGCACAGGGUCCCCCUAAAUCAGGUACAGAUGAGGGAGGCGCUGUGCUCCCCAGCUGUGCAGAUCUCUUCGUGUACUACAAGAAGUGUAUGGUCCAGUGCUCACAAUUGAGCACCGGAGAGCCCAUGAUUGCUCUGACCACAAUCUUCCAGAAGUAUCUGCGCGAGUAUGCCUGGAAGAUCCUCUCUGGGAACCUACCAAAGACCAGCACCAAUAGUGGUGGUCUAACCAUCAGCAGCCUGCUGAAGGAGAAAGAGGGAUCAGAAGUGGCCAAGUUCACAAUGGAAGAGUUGUGUCUUAUUUGCAGCAUCUUAAGCACAGCCGAAUACUGCCUGGCUACCACACAGCAGCUGGAGGAGAAGCUCAAGGAGAAGGUGGACAAGACCCUAAUGGAGAGAAUCAACUUAACUGGGGAGAUGGACACCUUUAGCACGGUUAUCUCAAACAGUAUCCAGCUCUUGGUUCAGGACCUGGAUGCUGCAUGUGAUCCAGCCCUCACAGCUAUGAGCAAGAUGCCGUGGCAGAGUGUGGAACAUGUGGGAGAUCAAAGCCCGUAUGUGACCUCUGUAAUCAUGCACAUCAAACAAAAUGUGCCCAUCAUUAGAGACAACCUGGCCUCCACCCGGAAAUACUUCACCCAGUUCUGCAUUAAGUUCACCAACUCCUUCAUUCCAAAGUUCAUCAACCACCUGUUCAGGUGUAAGCCAAUCAGCAUGGUUGGAGCAGAGCAGUUACUUCUGGACACACAUUCCCUCAAGACCGUUCUUCUAGACCUCCCUUCCAUUGGCUCUCAGGUGGUCCGUAAAGCCCCGGCCAGCUACACCAAAAUAGUGGUUAAAGGAAUGACUCGAGCGGAGAUGAUCCUCAAGGUGGUCAUGGCCCCUCACGAGCCAUCCGUGGUCUUUGUGGACAACUACAUCAAGCUCCUUGCUGACAGCAAUCCUGAGACGUUCCAGAAGAUUCUAGAUAUGAAGGGUCUGAAACGGAGUGAGCAGGGCACCAUGCUGGAGCUGUUCAGACAGAGGUUACCUAAUCCGCCAUCAGGGCCAGACGGUGGCCCAUCAUUGUCCUUCAGUGCCCCCACCCCUGAACAAGAAUCUUCCCGUAUCCGCAAACUGGAAAAGCUCAUCAAAAAGAGGAUUCAGUAAAUCAGAAGGAACUUUAUUCCCAUCAAUAUACUAAUGUGAGCGCUCUGUCUGGAUAUUCAGUACGGCCUGACAACGUGUCUCCACUCCAGUUUUAACAUGCUGAAAAUGGUGUGUAAGUAGUUCUGCUAUGUCUUCUGUAUGUAUUUAUGUUCUCUGACAGAUCGUGGUUUAACUUUGUGGCUUUUAUGACUUGCAUUACUAUGAGCCUUAUAAUUCAAGUCCUUUCCUGAACCUCAACACAUUACUGGCAUGUAUGAGUCAUUUUACUUUACACAUUUCUCUGAAAUAUGCUUGCACUUAAAGCAAAACAGAGGGCAGUGUGGCUCAGAAAAGUAACCUGCUGCUAUUCUGGCACAAAGUCUUCUGUACUGGGAUUUCAACAUCAAGAUGAUUUAAAGCCAACGUUUUUGUAAUUGUCCCAUCACUAUAACAGUAAACGGCUGUGUGGAACUUGGCUGUUGCUCUGGGUAAAGGUGCCUGUGGAGUAUGAGAGUGAGGUCUCAGGUGCUUCACAACAGAGGAGCUUGGGAUUUCCUGUCUCCUGCUGAAAUGACAAACUAGUUGUUUUGGCUUUUGAAAUACUUUCCCAGGUUGAGGUGAAAAAAAACCAUAUUGUAGAUGUUUUAAUCCUACAGGAGCUGUAAGGAAGAAAUAUUUACUACCCUCGCUUUCCCAUGGUAGACAUAUUUUCUCUGCGAACAAUAACUAGUUCAUGGGAGAUUAUUGGAAUGCAGAAAUAAUAGUGUGCACACUGAGGAUAGGUUCUUUUACUUUGCGUCAUCUGCUGUUCAGUUGUGUAAAGGAAGUUAUUGUCUAUUGUUUGACAACUUAUUUUAUAGUCCUUUUAAUAACUCUGGAAUCGGGUUACUGUAAUCUUAGUCAUUUAUCCAUCAUCACCCUCUCCAUAAUUGUUUAUUCUCUGCACAUGGCUUUGUACUUGUUAAAACAGCAGUGCAUAUCAAAGCUAAAGUGUUUGCAAUGAAUGUAUGAUUUAUGUGUCGGAUGGGCUACUGUAAUGUUUGUAUGCAAUAUUAUUUGCAUUGAUUUCUGCUGUGAUUUAUAUCGUUGAUUGCUUAAAAUGAAAACAUUCCUGCCUUCUGUGAAUAGGACAGCAUCUUUUUAAUAUCAACUGCAGAUAUAAAUUCUUGUCAAUACAAA
Molecule: messenger RNA, 3723 nt
Organism: Sinocyclocheilus rhinocerous
Lineage: Eukaryota; Metazoa; Chordata; Actinopteri; Cypriniformes; Cyprinidae
Product: vacuolar protein sorting-associated protein 53 homolog
Exons: 22
Coding region: 76-2565 (829 amino acids)
Biological process (GO): retrograde transport, endosome to Golgi
Cellular component (GO): GARP complex
Source: RefSeq, a predicted model, not a curated record